Molecule: messenger RNA, 569 nt
Organism: Racocetra persica
Lineage: Eukaryota; Fungi; Glomeromycota; Glomeromycetes; Diversisporales; Gigasporaceae
Source: the annotation of a GenBank genome assembly
CAGCACAAGAACUGUUCGAGUAUUGGACCGAGAUAAUAAAUAUAGCAAAAGAUUUGUUAGUAAAUGCUCAAGAGAAACAAAGUGAUCAAACCAACAAAAAGCGACGUUAUCUAGAAUUAAAUGAAGGAGAUUUAGUAUUAUUGAAUUUGACAAAUAUAAUUCUACAAAAAAGUGCAAAAAGAGCAUCAAAGAAACUUAUCGCAAAACUCAUAGGACCCUUCAAAAUCGUUCAGAAAAUUUCAGCAGUAACAUAUCGAUUAAAACUCCCGGAAACACUACGUAUUCACCCAGUUUUCCACAUAUCCUUAUUAAAACCUUACUACCCUAGUGAGUUUAGAGAUGAAGUAAGAAAAGAACCCCCAGAAAUUGCAACCAAAGAUCUAAAAGAACACGAAGUCGAAGCCAUACUAGACAAGAGAACAUACUACUGUCACCUACAGUACUUAGUAAAAUGGAAAGAUCACCCGCUAUACGAUGCUACUUGGGAACUCUUGACUAAUCUUGAAAAUUAUAAAGACUUGGUAAAAGAGUUCGAAAAAACUAGUGAAACUGUUUUAAAUGGGGAGAGU